GUCAAAUGUGAAAGGCACCAAAACUAUAAGGGACUAGUGUUAUAAUUUAGAACCGAUCGGGGGAGAGAAGAGUUUCACAUCUGAAGGGGGUUGAAGAUAAAUCGCAAGGGAGGUGGGUGCAUCAUCGUCCCUAAGCUUUUACAAGCAAGCCAAAACAGUUGACUCCUUAUACGACGAAGAUGGUCUCCACAAGCAGGAUCAAAUCCGUCGAUUUCUACAGGAAAAUCCCGAGGGAUUUGACAGAGGCGACUCUCUCUGGAGCUGGUUUGUCCAUUGUAGCAGCCCUCUCUAUGCUCUUUUUAUUUGGAAUGGAGUUAAAUAAUUACUUGGCUGUCAGCACUACAACGUCCAUCAUCGUUGAUCGGAGCUCUGAUGGAGACUUCCUGCGCAUGGAUUUUAACAUAAGCUUCCCAUCACUUUCAUGUGAAUUUGCAUCUGUGGAUGUCAGUGACGUAUUAGGAACUAAUAGGCUAAAUGUAACAAAGACAAUUCGGAAAUUUUCUAUUGAUUCGAAUUUGAGACCUACUGGUUCUGAGUUUCACUCUGGGGAAGUUUUAUCGCACGUUAAUCACGAUGAAGCAGGCGAAGAAGUAGUUGAAGAUUCUGUAUCCCUUACUAGCCGCAACUUCGACACAUUGUUACAUCAGUUCCCUAUCUCGGUUGUUAAUUUCUAUGCUCCGUGGUGCUAUUGGUGUAAUCUCCUGAAACCAUCGUGGGAGAAAGCAGCAAAACAAAUAAAAGAGAGGUAUGCCAAUAUACUCCCUUUAGAUAAAGAAUCUGUGGUACUAUUUUUUUCUUAUAAAUGUCUUGCUUUUGGUAGAUAUGAUCCAGAAAUGGACGGACGUGUCAUUUUGGCAAAAGUGGACUGCACCCAAGAAGCUGAUCUCUGUCGGAAGAAUCACAUUCAAGGGUAUCCAUCAAUUCGUAUUUUCCGCCAAGGCAGUGAUCUUAAGGACAAUGCACACCAUGAUCAUGAAUCGUACUAUGGAGAUCGUGAUACAGAAAGCUUAGUGAAGAUGGUGAUAGGUCUGGUUGAACCAAUCCAUCUGGAGCCCCAUAAACUAGCAUUAGAGGACAAAUCCGACAAUGCAUCGAAAACUUUAAAAAAGGCACCUUCUACAGGAGGAUGUCGAAUUGAAGGAUACAUACGUGUAAAGAAGGUUCCAGGCAACCUAAUGGUUUCAGCUCGCUCGGGAUCUCAUUCAUUUGAUUCUACUCAGAUGAAUAUGUCCCAUGUUGUUAACCAUCUUUCAUUUGGGCGGAAGAUUUUGCCUCAGACAUUCACGGACUUAAAGCGCUUGUCACCGUAUCUCGGACAAAGCCACGACCGUUUGAACGGUCGCCCCUUCAUCAAUCAACGUGAUCUCGGUCCUAAUGUUACCAUCGAGCAUUAUCUUCAAAUAGUAAAGACAGAGGUAUUGAAAAGCAAUGGACAUGCAAUGGUCGAGGAGUAUGAGUACACAGCUCAUAGCAGCGUUGCUCAUAGUUACUAUUUACCAGUCGCCAAGUUUCACUUCGAGCUCUCACCGAUGCAGGUUCUCAUAACCGAAAACUCCAGAUCCUUCUCACACUUCAUUACCAAUGUAUGCGCCAUUAUCGGUGGUGUCUUCACGGUUGCCGGAAUCUUGGAUUCUAUUCUCCACCAGACGAUGACACUGAUGAAAAAGAUUGAACUUGGUAAAAACUUUUGAAGCUUUGCCUGAGAGUUUCAUUUAGUUUUCUAUGUAACCUGUCCGAAAUUUUUGUUAUAUGUUACACAACCAGAUGAGCGAUAAGUAUACUUCAAAAUGUUGGGAAAAUGUUUAUCCAUUUGAAUAUGUUAUAUUUCAAAAUCCUUUAGACGUG
Brassica napus (rape) is the source of this 1845-nucleotide messenger RNA. Its product is annotated as protein disulfide-isomerase 5-4. Gene Ontology annotation, cellular component: COPII-coated ER to Golgi transport vesicle; endoplasmic reticulum. The coding region runs from base 180 to 1691 and encodes 503 amino acids. NCBI's taxonomy places the organism in Eukaryota, Viridiplantae, Streptophyta, Magnoliopsida, Brassicales, Brassicaceae. The record is from RefSeq and is a predicted model, not a curated record. The transcript is spliced from 14 exons.